Messenger RNA from Archocentrus centrarchus (flier cichlid), 1252 nucleotides. Its product is annotated as chymotrypsin-like elastase family member 3B. The transcript is spliced from 8 exons. The record is from RefSeq and is a predicted model, not a curated record. Gene Ontology annotation, molecular function: serine-type endopeptidase activity. Gene Ontology annotation, biological process: proteolysis. Lineage: Eukaryota; Metazoa; Chordata; Actinopteri; Cichliformes; Cichlidae. The coding region runs from base 410 to 1198 and encodes 262 amino acids.
AAAGCUGCCUAACAACAUUUAUAUAUGUGUCUUUCCAUUCCCUUUCCCCGACAAAUUUACCCACAAGAACACACCAAACACGCUGAAGUAAAUUAUGGUUUUUGACAUGAGAUCCAGUGAACGGUCCAUCAGUGAAACCAAACUGCAGGUUCUUAACGUUAUUACUGUCUUUACCCCCAUGCCAGGUUGUAAAGGGAACGUCUGAACUGUGAAUUGAAGUGGGAAAAAUUCUGUUUUGUAUUGGAAUAAUGUAUACAGCUUGAAUUUCAGCCAUUAUCUGACUUCUCUGAAAGUACAUAGUGGCCUCACCAUCUGGAGAACAGCAGCCAAACUCCCAGACUCUUUCUGCUCGUCUGGACUGAUUCCCACAAAUAGCUUUGCUUUAUUAGUUCGUUUGGAUGAAUGCGAAAUGGAGGUGGCAUUUGUCUUCCUUUUGGCUGCCACAACUGCGUUUGGGUGUGGGAUACCCAGUCACCAGCCCAACGCGAGCCGUGUGGUGAACGGGGAGGAAGCCAAUCCAUACAGCUGGCCAUGGCAGGUUUCGUUGGAGUCCUUCUACCCCACUUGUGGAGGAACACUCAUCGCUCCUAACUGGGUUUUGACGGCAGCACACUGCAUAACCUUCCACACAUACAGGGUGGUUCUUGCUGAGCACGACAUGAACAAGGAGGAGGGACCCGAACAGUUCAUCAUGGUGGAAAAAAUGUUCAUUCAUCCCAAAUGGAAUGACAACUGUGUGUCAUGUGGGAAUGACAUCGCCCUACUUAAAUUGGAGAAAAACGCCAUUGUCAAUGAUGAGGUUCAGCUGGCUUGCCUGCCACAACAUGGUGCUUCUCUCGCCCACGCCCACGCCUGUUACGUCACAGGCUGGGGUCGUCUCUACUCCGGUGGCCCCCGGUCAACUACACUACAGCAGGCCUUGCUUCCUGUGGUGGAUCACAGUGUCUGCAGUCAAAGUGAUUGGUGGGGUAGUUCAGCAAAGACAACAAUGAUCUGCGCAGGAGGUGAAAGCAAGUCAGCAUGCCAUGGUGACUCUGGAGGCCCUCUGAACUGUAAGGGCAGAGACGGCAGAUGGUACGUCGAAGGAGUGACGAGUUUUGUGGAUGGACGUGGAUGCAAUACUCCUCAGAGGCCCACAGUCUUCACCCGUGUGGCCUCUUUCAUCCCCUGGAUCAGUGAGAUGAUGGCCCAAAACUGAUGAAGAUUUCAUAACCAGUGAAGCAACUGGAUAAUAAAGCAUAUGAUGACAUUU